GUCAUGGCCAGUCCUUCGUGUUGGCGUAUACUGACCCGCAGGAAAGUGCUCUCCUUCGAUGGCAGUUCGGAGAAGCUGGGCCGGAUACUGAACACCUUCGAUCUGACGGCGCUCGGUGUUGGCGCAACGCUUGGUGUCGGUGUGUACGUGCUUGCCGGGCAUGUCUCCAAGGAUCAGGCAGGUCCUUCGGUUGUGCUGUCGUUUCUGAUAGCGGCCGCUGCGUCCUUUCUGGCUGGUCUGUGCUACGCCGAGUUCGGAGCGCGUGUACCCAAGUCAGGAUCGGCGUACAUCUACAGCUACGUGUGUAUCGGCGAGUUUAUGGCAUUCAUCAUCGGUUGGAACCUGAUGCUGGAGUACAUCAUCGGAUCGGCCAGUGUGUCGCGCGGCUUAAGCCUAUACAUCGACACGCUGGCAAACGAUACGAUGAAGACACGCUUCCUGGAGGUGGCGCCAAUCGAGUGGGACUUUAUGUCCAACUACUUUGACUUUUUCGCCUUCUCCGUUGCGAUCUUACUUGGCAUCGCUUUAGCGUUCGGGCUCAAAAAGUCUACCAUGGUCAACAAUGCCUUUACCGUGCUGAACAUCUUUAUCGUGCUGUUCGUCAUAGUGGCCGGUGCCAUCAAGGCAGAUCCGGAAAAUUGGCGCAUAAAGCCGGAAAAUGUUUCCAGCCAGUACAACGCUGGCGAGGGAGGAUUUUUCCCGUUCGGCUUCGAGGGAACGCUCCGGGGAGCAGCUACCUGUUUCUUCGGUUUCGUUGGAUUCGAUUGUAUUGCCACGACGGGCGAGGAGGUGCGCAACCCACGUAAAGCGAUCCCGAGAGCGAUCCUAUGCUCGUUGACUAUCAUCUUUCUUGCGUACUUCGGCGUCUCGACGGUGCUGACGCUCGUUUGGCCAUACUACAAACAGGACGUUAAUGCGCCCCUACCGUUUGUCUUCAACGAGAUCGGUUGGCACUUUGCAAAGUGGAUCGUUGCAAUCGGUGGUAUUAUUGGGCUGGUGGCAAGUCUAUUCGGCGCCAUGUUCCCGCAGCCCCGUAUCAUCUACGCGAUGGCACAGGAUGGGCUGAUCUUUCGGGCACUCGGGGAGGUUAGCCCACGGUUUAAGACGCCGGUAUUUGGGACACUCUGUGCAGCGUUGCUCACCGGCACGAUGGGUGGUUUGUUUGACUUGCGAGCGCUGGUCAAUAUGCUGUCGAUCGGAACGCUCAUGGCCUACACCGUGGUUGCAAUCUCGAUACUCAUUCUAAGAUUUUCCGAAAACCCCGAUCCAGCUAUUCCAUCUACAAGCACCCGUGACACGUACGAGUCAUCGAACCUGCUGAAGGCACGGGAACGCGUUACCGGUUCCGCUUUCUUUAAGCAGCUGCUCAAUCUGUCUUGCCUUCGUUUGCCGACGAACGUGUCCAGCAGUGUGGUUGGAGUGCUGGUGACAAUAUAUUGUCUGUUAGCAAUAGCACUUUCGCUGACAAUCUUCUACGCUAAGGACGCCAUUUACGAGAUGGAAUCGUGGGCCUGGAUACUGUUCGGUGUGUUGCUGGGCCUCACGUUGCUGGUGUUGCUGCUCAUCUCGAUACAGCCGCGUGAGCGAGCUGACGCACCGUUCCGGGUGCCGUUGGUGCCACUGCUACCGGGAAUCAGUAUUUUCGUCAACAUCUAUCUGAUGCUUAUGCUUGACGUUUACACGUGGAUACGGUUUGGCAUAUGGAUGGGAAUAGGACUUGUAAUAUACUUUACGUGCGUUUGCUGCAACAUGCGAGCUGCUACAAAUCCUGACGUCCGUGUGCCACAGUUCCCUGCCGUAGAAACGUCGUCCGAAAUGGGCUACAGGAGAAAUGAUGAUGAUGACGCCGAGCUAGAAAAUGGCUCGGUAGUGAACCGCUCCAACCACACAGUACCCCGUGAGCACAUGAACUUCCCACAGCAGAAUGGGUACUAUUCACAAAACCUAAGUACAGCGAUAUCCGUCGAGACGGCCGAUAAGGAUGGACGAUUGAUCGAGCUUAAAGCAAACGCUCCCACCAAGGAGCUUGCUGUGGUAUCGGCAUUAGUUGUAGCUGGGGCCGGUUCCGACCCGGAAGAGGAGCAACGGCAAACGAAACAAUCAAGAUCGAACACCUCCACGCCCAAGAGUAGCUUCGAUGAGAUCAUACCACUAUCCGAAGGGACAGUGCGAGGGUUUACGGAAAAGGUAGAACCAAAUGGGAAGGUUUAUUUUGUAACGCAGGAAGAAGACACUGCCGAGCGCGACGCGCGUAAAAUCACACCACCGAGAGGUGGCGAACAGACAGAGCCUGGCUCACUGACGGAUGAGAAGGAAACGUCUAAAGCGAUCGCAUUUUUAGAUCACAUUCUGGACGAUGAAGAUACGCUACCGUCCGGUGAGGAAACGCUCAGCUCGGCCGAAUACAUUGGCAGGACAAAGUGUGACGAUGAUGAGUCGCUAGCAAGUCCCGUCUUUCGGGAGCAGUCUGUUAUCGCCGAUAUCCAUCGAGCGGAUGACAGUAUCGUGGAGGUGGAGCAGAGAUCACACGAAAACGAGACGGAAGAAUCGACACACGAACAACCAAAAUCUACCUCCGACAGUGAGCAACUGCAAGUACAGGAAGAGAAAGAGGAUCGUGCUAUCAAUAAGGAGACAGAUAUGAGGACACAAACUCCUACGAUAACGAUAGCUAGUGAAGAAUCUCCUGCAGGUUCUGGAAGCGAUAAGCCUAAGCAUAAGCCUCGAGUAAUGUACAUUGCAGGGAUGGAAGAGGACGGAGAGCCCGCACCAAAACUGCUCACCGAAGAAGAGCAGGACCAUAUCAACUUCCGAGCGGCAGAAAAGGAACGGUUCAUGAGCCGCCUUAGUACUCUGCUAGUCAAUCCGGUAAAGAUACCGCUCAAGCGACUUCAUCCACCUGGCGAGGACCAUAUGAGCGGAGAGCAAGAGACUUCGCCAGUAUCGAACCGACAGCUGUCUGCAAUGUCUCCACCGAGUGGACCCGGUAUUGUUCGCUCAACGAGUGAACCCAGCUUUGUGCUGCUACUGAACAAGCUCAGCCAUUCAAACUCCCCACAGGAAAGUGAAACAGAUGAACCGGAUCCCGAUAGGGCACGGUCCGAGCAUAGUAGCGUUGUUAUCCCACCGGCUCCAAAGUUUGAUGAAACGCUCUUCAACACAAUUCGUGCGGGGUCAGUCAUUCCUGACACUCCUAGAAGUCCCAUUCCGAUGGCGCCCAAGUUUGAUCCGGUGCUAUUCAACACACUCGGCAAAGGAAAGUCUCAACGUGCUUCGAUUUUGCCUACGGAGUCCGAACCACCAACACUUCUCCCAACACCUGUAGUUCCCUCCGAUGGACAAUAUUACGAGGUGGAGCUAAAGAAGCUUAAACCUGUGCCCAGCUCAACGGCAGUAUCUCCCACUGCUCUCAAACCCACAUCACCUGCCAAGGAAACGGUACGAGAUGAGGCUAAUAGGCUCGAACUGGAUAAGGAACCCUCCAAUCCGCGGGCAGCCUUUAAGUCUCGGUUGGAAAAGAUCCUACAACGUGGACCAAUGGACGCAAUGGGUCGUCCGAAAUCGUUGCAACCGGCCACUAUGAUAGCGGUCAGCGAGGAAAACCUUCAGCGUACGAUCGCCGACCAGCAGCAACCGGCAUCGAGCACCGAUUCCGGGCUCAGCAUGGCCUCGUCUAACAAUUCCAUCGCUUCCACCACCAACACCACUACACCGGUUGCGACGAAGCCACGCGACGAAAGCUUUCGGGAUCGUGCUCGAGGAUUCGAUACGGCAAAAAAGAAACAAAAGCUCCUGUUCGACGAUGUGCUCAAGUCGAUCAAUCCCGAAACCCGGCCAAGCAGUAUACGCAACUCGGUCGAGCAUCGGGUAUCGUUUCGCAACUUCAAGGAGGGCCUGCGAAAGACGGUACCACCAAAACAGUUUCUACCAGAUGCGUAGCGAUGAGG
This is a messenger RNA of Anopheles maculipalpis, 3947 nucleotides long. RefSeq names its product cationic amino acid transporter 2. Bases 4 to 3939 code for a protein of 1311 amino acids. The record is from RefSeq and is a predicted model, not a curated record. Gene Ontology annotation, molecular function: amino acid transmembrane transporter activity. Gene Ontology annotation, biological process: transmembrane transport; amino acid transport. Gene Ontology annotation, cellular component: plasma membrane. Lineage: Eukaryota; Metazoa; Arthropoda; Insecta; Diptera; Culicidae. The transcript is spliced from 6 exons.